GCUCUCAGGACAAUCGUGUGCGAUGCGUCUCUGAACAUGCUACCUCCUCCACCUUAACUGCGAUAGACGACUCCCUUCCUUCUCGGCUUUUCCGACGUCAAAAUGGCCAGCAACUCGGUCCCCGAGCUGGCGUCGAAGAUCUACGAUAUCUGCGUCAGCAAUUACCCCUCGGACCAUCUGUUCUACCAGCAGGACCUGUUGGGUCUGGGGAUUGUUCCCAAGAAUGAGAUCCCACUGCUGCUGCAGUGUACCCAGUCGCUGGUCGAUCAGAAACUGUUCCGACUGCUGCAGGGUAAAAAUGACCGGUUAGCGUGGAAGGUCAUCUCGCGUGAGGAUGCGGAAAAGCUCCAGAACCUCUCCCCCGACGAAAGUCUAGUCUACAAUGUCAUCCACUCAACCGGCCGCACCGGCAUCUGGGUGCGCGCCAUCCAGAACCGCACCAACCUGCACAAGUCCAUCCUCGACCGCUGUCUGAAGUCGCUCGAAGGCAAAAACUACAUCAAAAGCGUCCACAAUGUCAAACACUCCAGUCGGAAGACCUACAUGCUCGCGGGGCUCGCCCCCAGCGAAGACAUCACGGGCGGCGCGUGGUUCACCGACGGCAUGUUGGACGAGAACUUCAUCAACUCCGUCGCCGGCUUCAUCGAGUACACCGUCAGCCGCAAGAGCUGGUACGAGAUGCCCUCCGCCGACGGCGGUCCCCGCAGCAAGCGCAUCAAGACGGCCGACGGAACUGCCUCGGCCAGACAAGAGCCCGGCCCCAAGGAAUACCUGCCUUUCCCCGCGGGCUACCAAGGCUACCCCAGCGUCGAGAUGAUCACCGCCGCCGUCAACGAAAGCGGCAUCACACCCGUCCGACUGGGCGAAGAGAGCAUCACCCAGCUGCUGGAGAUGCUCUGCUACGAUAACAAGCUCGUCGCGCUGAACAACGGCGAGAUCUACCGCUCUGUCCACAACCCCGAAGCCAUCAAGCAGAAGACGGCCAAGAAGCCCACCACCGACGACACCGACGACCGGCUCGUCACCAACGGCAUGACCGAGGCGCCCUGCGGUCAGUGUCCGGUCUUUAAACUCUGUGCACCCGGCGGCGCCGUCAGCCCUGAGAGCUGCGAGUAUUUCGACCCGUGGUUGGAAAAGGCGUUGGGUUUUUAAACCUGGCUUUCUUUCUAUUCCUCUUUUUUUUGGUUUAUUUACGUGUACUGCCGGUGCACUGGCGCUGGGUUGAUUUUGCUUUGCAUAGCGAUGGCGUUAUUGUCGAUUGGGAUGGUCCCAGCGUGGUCCUGUUUUCUCAAUACACGCGAUGUAUGAAUACGAGAAUCU
Molecule: messenger RNA, 1320 nt
Organism: Aspergillus candidus
Lineage: Eukaryota; Fungi; Ascomycota; Eurotiomycetes; Eurotiales; Aspergillaceae
Product: RPC34 RNA polymerase subunit family protein
Exons: 2
Coding region: 103-1152 (349 amino acids)
Biological process (GO): transcription by RNA polymerase III
Cellular component (GO): RNA polymerase III complex
Source: RefSeq, a predicted model, not a curated record